Emiliania huxleyi CCMP1516 is the source of this 657-nucleotide messenger RNA. RefSeq names its product polyketide synthase. Gene Ontology annotation, biological process: fatty acid biosynthetic process. Gene Ontology annotation, molecular function: fatty acid synthase activity. The annotation marks the transcript as partial. The transcript has a single exon. The record is from RefSeq and is a predicted model, not a curated record. Lineage: Eukaryota; Haptophyta; Isochrysidales; Noelaerhabdaceae.
AUGGACCCGCAGCAGCGGCGGCUGCUCGAGGUGGGGUACGAGGCGCUGCACGGCGCCGCGAUGCGCAAGGCGAGCCUGCAGGGCAGCUUGUGUGGCGUGUUCCUUGGCGUGUGGACCCCCGAGUUCAACGACGUGCUCGCUCGCUCGCCCGCCGCGCUCAGCGUGUACUCAGCCACGGCGGCGAUGUGCUCCGUCGCGGCCGGGCGCGUCUCGUUUGUGCUCGGCCUGCAGGGGCCCUGCCUCUCGUACGACACCGCCUGCUCGAGCAGCCUCGCCGCGGCUCACGGCGGCAUGCGCGCCCUGCAGCUGCGCGAGUGCACGGCCGCCCUCGCACUGGGCGUCAACAUGAUAUUCAGCCAGUAUGCGAGUCUCGGGAUGGCACGGGCGGGCAUGACGUCUCCUCACGGCCGCUCCCACUCGUUUGACCGCCGCGCCGAUGGCUACGGCCGUGGCGAGGGUUGCCAUGCGGCGGUGUUGCGGCUUGCGGCUGGGGGGCUGCAGCUCUUGCGUGGCUGCGUGGUGCGGCAGGACGGCCGCAGCGCGAGCCUCACUGCGCCGAACGGCCAGGCACAGCAGGCGUUGGUGGUUGCGGCCGUCGGCGAGAGCGGGUUGGAUGCGGGGGAGGUGUCUUGCUACGAGGCGCACGGGACCGGCACC